UCAUGGGGUAUAAAAAAAAAAACUAAAAAAGAAUAAACCCUUUACAAGGAAAGUCAAGGCAAUGGCGGUCAAGUCUCUAACAAGUGGCCUCUUAAAUAUCAUGCUCCGAGUCCAACGGACCAUGUAAGCCCUUCCUGUCCCACAUCCUGUGGUUGCAAUUAUGACGCUGCUGCUACUAACAGAGCGCCUGUGUCGAGCAGAGGACAAGGCUGAUCUCCUGCCCAUCCACUACUGUUAUGACUGGAUCGGUGGACUAGCCCCAUACGUGCAAAGAGCAUCACUCAAGCUGAAUAGCCUCAUCCAGAAUUCUCAAACAGAUGGCAAUCCUUCUCGUGGAGGGUCCUCGCUGUGCCGAAAAUCGGACACGCCGCGCCUGAAUCAUGAACACUCCAUUGUGCUUGACCCUGUGGCAGCCAAGCUGCCAUGGACAACAUCAAUAGACCCCGUUCGACAGUCCAAGUACUGGAAGGCUGCGGAGGAAGGAUACGUCAGAAUCCUAACCCAGUUUGCCAACGACGAGACGGCGAAGAGGACACCCCGGCCGGAUACCUUCACCGUCGCAGACAUGGCUCGCAAGGAGCUCUCCAGGCUGGAGAGUGGCUGUGUCCGCUUCGCCACUUAUAUGUGUCCUUUUGCGGAUGAGCACAAGGUGCGGUUGCUUGCUGAGAUGCAGUCUCUGUCGUUGAUUUUCGAUGAAUCAUGGGAGAUCCACGAGCACGAUCACAACGAAGCGUUUUUGAGAUCCCUGAUGCCCCCAGAGAACCACAAAGAUCUCACGCCCAAAACACCCUUGCAGCAGGCCAUCUGGGACGCCAUCGAGCAAGUGCUCGAGCGGGACCGUAAAGACAAUGCGACGGGAGGUCAAGAACUGAUCGACUUCCUGACGAGCUAUAUCAGCCACCCCACGCCAACCAAGGAGUUCCAGACCUUCGGCGACUUCAUGGAACAUCGCCGAAACGACGCGGGAAUGAUAAUAUGCUGGACGUCCGCCAAGUUCUCCAUUGGAUCGCGGGUAGAAUUCUACGGGCCCAAGCUAGGCAACUUAACCCGGUUACUGGGGUACCAGAUGCUCGCCAUGAACGAUAUCGCUUCGUAUGACAAGGAGAAGAUGUACUGGCAGCGGGGCCAGGCAAAGCAGUUCGAGACGACCAAUGGCGUGGUGAUUCUCCGCAACCUACUCGCUCUGCCUAGUGAUGAGGCCGCGAAGGCGAUGGCGUACGCUAAUCAAAUGGAAAGUGAGCGGAGUAUUGACUUGGAACUGCAACAACUGAUGCGAUCCGGUAGUCUGACCGAUGAGGACUGGAUGCUCAUCGAGAGCAUGAUAUAUAGCGUCACGGGGAACAUGAUGGCCGCCAUUACCAUGUCUCGGUAUGGCGGGGAGCGGGCGAGACUGCGAAAGAAGGAUGUGGUAGAGCAUUCCAGAAAGGGAAAUGUAUAAUCUGUGGGAUUGGCCAACAUGUCAGCUGGCUUCCACUAUAUUCCCCUCCCGAUUGUUUUUUGACCAUUCAUUUUCAUACUCGUCGCUUCAGAGACUAAAUAUUUUUGGAUUACAUACAGAA
This is a messenger RNA of Aspergillus campestris IBT 28561, 1559 nucleotides long. RefSeq names its product terpenoid synthase. NCBI's taxonomy places the organism in Eukaryota, Fungi, Ascomycota, Eurotiomycetes, Eurotiales, Aspergillaceae. The transcript has 5 exons. Bases 161 to 1438 code for a protein of 425 amino acids. The record is from RefSeq and is a predicted model, not a curated record.